Messenger RNA from Darwinula stevensoni, 2274 nucleotides. The record is from the annotation of a GenBank genome assembly. Lineage: Eukaryota; Metazoa; Arthropoda; Ostracoda; Podocopida; Darwinulidae.
AUGCUCCUUUCACCCCUUUUCGCCCUCGCCAUGGGGCAUGUACCAGCCCCUUCACCUUGGCUCGGAGAACUACUUUCUCCGCCCAGAGUUGCCCUUAAAAGGUGGAGGUCUCGGAUAUUCGGGGCAUUCGUGGAGCAUUCGCUCAACACUAAUCAACGGAGCCGUUUAUCCCCGCCGUUUCAACACUACUCGACGGUGCCAUCUACGCCCGCCGAUACAACACUUCUCCACGGAGCUAUUCUCGCCUGCCGACCCUCCACUUCUCGGCAGAGGUUCUCACUUCCAGCCAACAGCUCCUCCAACCACUUCCCCAAAUCAUGGGUCGCCAUGGCGUGGAUACUAAAAGUGCAAGACAUUAUACUGGAAGAGUAUCACACUACACUUGAAAUUCCUGUGUUCCUCCAGGAACUCAUGAAAGAAGAGAUCAAACUCAUCAGAGCCCGCGAAAAGAUUGACAAUGACAGAAAGAAUGAAUUUGCAGAAAAAAUUAAUCACAUCUGCAACAUCCUCCUCCAAAAGAACGCAAGGAGAACCGAAGAGAAACUGCGAAGGGUUCUCAGAGCCAUAAACAAGCAAGACAUCAUUGACAAGGCGGAUGGGACCCCAGAGAAAUUCCAGGAGGAGAGCCAUCUUCUCCUGAACGCCUUCGGUGAUCUCGGGCCGGAGGAACGACUUCGAAUCCUUUACCAUUUUGACAAACUCAAGAAGGACGAACGUAUUAAAAUCCUGGAUACCUUUUACGAUAUCCAGCCGGAUGAGCGUCUUGAAGUCAUUUACCAUUUUGACAAACUCGAGAAAGACGAGCGUAGGAAAAUUCUGGACACCUUUUUUGAUCUCGGGGAUGACCAACGUCUUGAAAUCCUUUACCACUUUGAAAAAUUCUCGAAGGACGAGCGUCUUCGAUUCCUUGACACUUUUGGUGAUCUCCGGGCGAACGAGCGUCUUGAAAUCCUUUACCACUUUGACAAACUCGAGGAGAACGAGCGAAGUCGAAUCCUGGAUACCUUCUGCGAUAUCCAAAAGAACGAGCGUCUUGAAGUCCUCCACCACUUCGGUGAUCUCCGGGAGGACGAGCGUCUUGACAUACUUUACCACUUUGGCAAAUUCGGGAAGGAAGAGCGUCUUCGAUUCCUUGACAUUUUUUGCGAACUUCUGCCUGAGGAGCGUCUUCGAAUCCUUCACCACUUAGAUAAACUCGAAGAGGACGAAUGUUGUAAAAUCCUGGACACCUUUUUCGAUCUUCUAGAGGACGAUCGCCUUGAAAUACUUUACCACUUUGGUAAAUUCAGGAAGGAGGAACGUCGUCGAUUCCUUGAGCAGUUUGGCAAACUCCGACCGGACGAGCGUCUUCGUAUCCUUCACCACUUCCAAAAACUCGAGAAGGACGAGCGUGGUAAAAUCCUGGACACCUUUCGCGAUCUCCGGGAGGAUGAGCGUAUUGAAAUCCUUUACCACUUCGGCAAAUUCGGGAAGGACGAACGUCGUCAAUUCCUGGACUCCUUUGGGGAUCUCCGGGAGGAAGAACGUCUUGAAAUCCUUUACCACUGUGACAAACUCAGGGAGGAGGAGCGUAGCCGACUUCUUCAUAUCCUUGGACCCGCCUUAUUACCAGAGUUGGAUGAGAAUCAUCAAGGCACCCGACUGGUUGAACUCAGCCCAGGCAGUGAUGAAUUCAGAGACGUUGCGAAUCAUAUGCAAGGAACGAUCAGAGAGCACAAGGGGAACAUUGGAGGCAUAUUUGAACAGUACGACAUUAUCAAGAUUGAAAAGAUUGACAACUCAAGGUUGUGGUCCAAUUACACUCAUCGAAAGAGUGCAGUAGCUGGGGAAAACGGAGGCGAUGCAAAUGAAGAAAUCCUGUUUCACGGGAUCUACUUUGCGGACAUCUCUUCAAAAAGCAACCAGCAUGUGUAUGGGAAAACAGGCUGUCCGUCGCAUGGUGUGCGUUCCUGCUAUGAAUGCACUAGGCAGAUGCUCCAAAGCCGUGUGACUCUGGGAAAGCCGCACUGUACUCUGAAUCCAAAGAAGUUGACAAAUCCCCCUGCAGGAUACCACUCCGUGAUUGGAGUACCUGCUGUUGGGGGCCUCCAAUUCCACGAAUAUAUUAUCUAUCGUUGUGAACAGGCCUAUCCUGAGUACUUGAUAACCUACAAGAUCGGGAAUCCAAAAAAGAAAAAGGCCUACAAGGAGCCCAAGAAGCUUCUCAUGGACGCCAUGAAGAAGAAGCAUCUGAAGUUUUCUGUGGAGUACAUAUACCGGACUAGUGAAGACUGA